AUGACUGUCAAGGUCGCGCUUGUGACAGCAAGCUCAGCAGGGCUGGGCGCAGCCGCCGCCAAGGGACUCGCGCGUGCCGGGUUCGACAUUGUAGUCAACUACAACAGCAACAAAACAAAGGCUGACGCUAUCGUGACAGACAUUCUGAGGACGAACUCGAAUGACAAUUCGUGUGCUUGCGCAACAGAAGAUCCCCCUCGCAAGGCCCUUGCAGUCCAAGCCGACAUGUCUCGUCGAGAAGACAUUGACCGACUUGUUGACACAGUGGUGACUACGUUCGGUCGCCUGGAUUGCGUGGUGUCGAAUCAAGGCUGGACCAGGAUGCGGCAAUUUGACAACCUUGACGACAACAUUGACGAGGGAGACUGGGACAUAUGCUACAACAUGAACGUCAAGUCGCACCUAUAUCUGUUUCACGCGGCACGGCCACACCUAGCCAAGGUCAAAGGGUCAUUUACCAGUGUUGCAUCACUGGCCGGCGUCAUCCCCAGUGGCAGCUCCAUCCCAUACUCCGUCACGAAGGCCGCCCAGAUCCAUCUCAUCAAGGCGCUAUCCAAGGUUGCAGCACCGGAGGUUCGGGUAAAUUCUGUCUCUCCAGGAAUACUCCUCACGGACUGGGGCAAGAAGUUCCCCGAAACGAAAGUCGAAGCCGCCAUUCAGAAAAGCACGCUAAAACGAUUGGCGGAGAUUGAUGACGUUGUGCAGCAGAUUGUUCUGUUUGCCACUAAACAAUCCUACACCGGGCAGAAUGUAGUCAUUGAUGCAGGGUGGUCGUUGGGGUAG
Molecule: messenger RNA, 783 nt
Organism: Exophiala spinifera
Lineage: Eukaryota; Fungi; Ascomycota; Eurotiomycetes; Chaetothyriales; Herpotrichiellaceae
Exons: 4
Coding region: 1-783 (260 amino acids)
Source: RefSeq, a predicted model, not a curated record